UAUCUACUUGAUUUGACUCAAGCUUCAUAUUAGCUUCAGAUAAACUUUUAAAUACAGCUUCACAACAGGCCGAGAGCAAAUAAAAGCCAUAAAACAAGUAAAAUGAGGACAAAAGUAGCUGCUACGGGUACAAAACCAGUGCUGUUUUUGAAUGGGUUAGAGAUGUUGGCUCAUGUCCAGGAAGGGUGAUGGUUCUGGGAAAAAGUUCUCUCCCUUUCUUCAAUAAGUACUUCUUAGUUUCUGUUGAACAAAGCACUUAACCCUCCACCCGCUGAGUCCAUCAGUGGACUGGACGCUGCUCAGCCGAGGAGUUUGGACGCUGGUUAAUUUGUGUUUGAUUAAAUGGAGGGUAAAGCUGUCCGAGGUGACUGUAUGGUGACGCUUUUAAAUGGCACUGAAAGGUUAUUAAAUCCACCGUUUGAAACUUUGUAAAUACUCAAGAGUUCAGAAAGUCAGUAAGGUCACGUUAAUAAGCUUCUGGCUUUUAUCCAAGUUUUAUCACUGACCUUUAAAGUAACUGUGAGCCAGUUCACACAGCUUGGAGCCUCUGGUGGUUGGAAAUAUUGUCUUUUCCUGGUGUUGAAAGACGUGUCAGUGACACAACUAUUUGAACUUGUGGCUGAGUUUCUCAAGAAUACAGUCGUUCCUUAGAAACCACCACAUCCUCGCUAGAGGUAUUUCAGCGGAAAAGGUGACUUGAGCCUGAGGUUAAAAGGUCAUCAGACAGUCAAGUGCAAACUAGAGGAAUGAAGACGUCAACAGCAGCAGCACCAUAAUGAUGAACGAACAGACCGGGAUGAGGACGACUACGCAGAAGUCUUUGGGGUCAUCAGCUGAGCUUUGACCCCCUCAUGGAUUAAAAAUGGCUCUGUGGCUGAAACAGGGAGGGAAGAAACCCAUCAUACUCUCUGGGAAUUCUUGGACUUUUACCAAGGUGUUUGUUUGAAGCAGGAUUUGUACACACUGGAGUGUCUUUUUGAUUUAAAUGGGACUAAAGUGAAGAUGGAAUAAGAUCUGAGAGGGAGAUGUUCCUAAAGCAAAACUGACUAUAAAAUACUUUGAAGUCAAGGAUGGAGCAGGAUUUCACACAGUAGGAUCUCUCAUCUCUCUCAUAAAUUGUGGCUUGUGAAGACUUGUAUGCACCAGCCUGGACUAACAUUAGCCAGUGUUGGUGAAGUUUCCAAACCUUUACGUCCAAAACAACUUAAAAAAAAAAAAAUCAUCCUACUGGUAAAUAAAAUCUAGCUGGCAAUAUUUGCCUGUAACUGUAAACAUUUCCAUUCCUCAUUGUUGUGAAUGGACGUCUGACUCUUCUAAAGCUAGAAGGCGACGUUUCCCUUCAGCUUCAAAACGGUACCUCUCGCUCCUGGUCAGUGUCUUGCUGCAGUGCCAUUAAAACACUCCAAACAUGGCCGCCACGGGAAGGAAGCACAUGGUGAAAGACUUCAACCAUUUCAUCACCUGUUACCUGUGUCGAGGUUACCUGAUUAAACCGACCACAGUCACUGAGUGCCUGCAUACCUUCUGUAAGAGCUGUAUCGUGCAGCACUUUGAGGAGAGUAAUGACUGUCCGAAAUGUGGCAUUCAGGUCCAUGAGACCAACCCGCUGGAGAUGCUCAGAUUGGACAACACCCUGGAGGAGAUCAUUUUCAAGCUGGUGCCCGGGCUCAGAGAAAAAGAGGAACAGCAGGAACUCGAAUUCUGGAAGAAGAACCAACCCAAAGAAAAUGGCCAAGCAGAAAACCUGAGAUUUCAGAGGGUCGGGCUGCCUGAUGUUGGAGGUGACGGUGGGGGCGGCGGCGGUGGCGGUGAUGGCGAAGGUGACGGCGAAGGUGACGACGACUACCACAGAAGUGACCCUCAGAUAGCCAUUUGUCUCGACUGCCUACGCAACACGGGACAGUCGGGGGAGAGCACUGUCACGGAUUUGAUGAAGAGGUUCAUCCGCUGCUCCAGUAGAGUCACCGUGGGAACAAUUAAGAAGUUUCUCAGUCUUAAACUCAAACUGCCCAGCUCUUAUGAGCUGGAUGUGCUGUGUAACGGAGAGAUAAUGGGCAGAGAUCACACUAUGGAGUUCAUCUACAUGACUCGGUGGAGGCUACAUGGAGAGAAUACGUAUCCCAUGGUUCUUGAGUACCGGCCACGCAUCGACUUUGGCUGAACCACGGCUGCAAGAAGAGGACCACACACACGUACACACAAAUGACAUACAACAUACAUAAGUAUACAAAACAUUAGGAACACCUACAUUUGCACACACACACACACACACGACCACAAUGUGCAGAGAAAGAGAAAAGAUUUAAAUGUAUUUUUGUACAGCCAAUGAUGAAGUGCAUACGUUGUUACGGUAAAGAGGUUUUAUGCUACAUAGAAUAAUAUAUAUGCUAUAAUAUAUGAUAUUUUUAAAUGUAUGUCCCUGUGCCUAAAAACCUGUUCAGAUCAGAAAUGAAGUACGACCAUAUCUUGACUUGCCUGUCUAACUCUGUAGAUUAAAUGUUGAUUUUCUACUGUU
This is a messenger RNA of Thunnus maccoyii (southern bluefin tuna), 2515 nucleotides long. It is a transcript of the gene pcgf5b, whose product is annotated as polycomb group ring finger 5b. Lineage: Eukaryota; Metazoa; Chordata; Actinopteri; Scombriformes; Scombridae. The coding region runs from base 1409 to 2161 and encodes 250 amino acids. The record is from RefSeq and is a predicted model, not a curated record. The transcript is spliced from 9 exons. Gene Ontology annotation, cellular component: PRC1 complex. Gene Ontology annotation, biological process: regulation of transcription by RNA polymerase II.